Eurypyga helias (sunbittern) is the source of this 904-nucleotide messenger RNA. It is a transcript of the gene FAM8A1, whose product is annotated as family with sequence similarity 8, member A1. Lineage: Eukaryota; Metazoa; Chordata; Aves; Eurypygiformes; Eurypygidae. Bases 1 to 582 code for a protein of 193 amino acids. The transcript is spliced from 5 exons. The record is from RefSeq and is a predicted model, not a curated record.
AUGUCGCGAAGUGGAAUUGGUAACUGCUUCUUCCAGUUCCAUCUGCCUGCAGGUCAGGAGUUCAUUAUCCCUUCGCUGGCACACAGGUUCAUAGCAGAGAUGGUGGAUUUUUUUAUUCUGUUUUUUAUAAAGGCAACCAUUGUUUUAAGUAUUAUGCACCUCAGUGGAAUAAAGGACAUCUCCAAAUUUGCCAUGCAUUACAUCAUAGAAGAAAUAGACGAAGAUACCUCCAUGGAAGAUUUGCAGAAAAUGAUGGUGGUGGCUCUCAUCUACAGGUUAUUAGUCUGCUUCUAUGAGAUCAUCUGUAUUUGGGGAGCCGGUGGAGCAACCCCAGGGAAAUUCUUGCUUGGACUGCGAGUCGUGACCUGCGAUACGUCUGUGCUCAUCGCGCCCAGCCGUGUCUUGGUCAUUCCGUCCUCCAACGUCAGUAUGACAACGUCCACAAUACGAGCUUUGAUCAAGAAUUUUUCUAUUGCUUCGUUUUUUCCUGCGUUCAUCACUCUGCUGUUUUUCCAGCACAACAGAACCGCCUAUGAUAUAGUAGCAGGAACUAUUGUGGUAAGAAGGAACGGGGUCAGAUGAUACCAAAAGGUGGCGUUUCCAGACUGGUUUUGACCGUCCCCUCCCACCCCCCAGUGAACAAAGACCUACCCCAAAACAGAAAUCGAGGUGUCUGUCAGAGUCUUUUGCCCAGAUGGAAUGGGAAUUGAUUCAGAAGCUAAAGAAAAUUGUUUUGCUCCAGUGUGAUGCCAGCGGCUACCUUCAGAGUAUUGGAGUUUUCACAAAUGCCAGAGAAGUUUGGGAGACACAGUAUGUAUUACACCUGGAAGUAUUAACCUCCAGCUGGCGGGAAAGGAGGUGGCUGUGCAAACUGCAGGAAGGAGCUGUUCCGUUCAUCUGUCUG